Nestor notabilis (Kea) is the source of this 879-nucleotide messenger RNA. It is a transcript of the gene HABP4, whose product is annotated as hyaluronan binding protein 4. Bases 1 to 879 code for a protein of 292 amino acids. Gene Ontology annotation, molecular function: RNA binding. The record is from RefSeq and is a predicted model, not a curated record. Gene Ontology annotation, biological process: positive regulation of translational initiation; positive regulation of RNA splicing. Gene Ontology annotation, cellular component: cytoplasm; nucleus. The transcript is spliced from 7 exons. Lineage: Eukaryota; Metazoa; Chordata; Aves; Psittaciformes; Psittacidae.
AUGUUUUGGUAUUACUUUGCUUGUUCUAAGGAGCUCUUCGAAUCUGGAGGUGUAAUUGAGGUUAAUAGCCAGAAACGAGCACCCUGCUGGGGAGAACAGCAAGGGUUCAGUAACAGAAGAGCAGAGGUGAAACAAGACAAAAAUGAGCAGAGACCAUCUUUCGGAAGAUAUCGUUCCAAUGAAACAGAAAGACAGGUGGAAUCCAUAGUGGAAAGAAAUCUUAUUUUUAGAUCAACUGAAAGAUUAGACCGUGAAAGGCCAGUAAGAGGUCGUGGCGGAGGAGGUGGAAUGCGAGGUAGAGGAAGAGGUAGUGGAAUAAAUAGAAGUUUUGAUGGCUUUGACCAGAGAGGAAAACGGGAGUUUGAAAGACAAAGUGGGAGUGUUAAAACUGGGAUGGAACAGACUGCUUCUAUGGAAGAAACUGCAGAAACAGAUGAGCAGCCAGGGGCAUCUGGAGGAGAGUCUCUGAACAAAGCUCCUGAAGGAGAACCAAUGGAAGAAGUAGUUCAAGAAAUGACAUUAGAUGAGUGGAAAAGUCUUCAGCAACAGAAUCGACCAAAGCCUGAAUUCAACAUCCGGAAGCCAGAAUCCACUGUUCCUUCCAGAGCAGUAGUGAUUCACAAGUCAAAAUACAGCAAUCAUUUGCAAAAGGAAGAUUAUGAAGAUGAUUCUCAUGUCUUUCGAAGACCAGUGAAUGACAUAACAUCUCAGCUGGAUAUUAAUUUCGGGAGUCUUCCUCGCCCUGGCCGUGGAUCAAGAGGAGCACGAGGUGGUGGACGUGGCAGACAAGUUGAGGAGAGAAGACCUCGAUCAGCAGUAAUGGUACAGCUUGUUGCUCCAAAUCCUGAUGAUCCUGAGGAUUUUCCGGCUUUAGCAUGA